Messenger RNA from Diachasmimorpha longicaudata, 2094 nucleotides. RefSeq names its product ras-related protein Rab-5B (gene Rab5). NCBI's taxonomy places the organism in Eukaryota, Metazoa, Arthropoda, Insecta, Hymenoptera, Braconidae. The transcript has 6 exons. The record is from RefSeq and is a predicted model, not a curated record. Bases 428 to 1072 code for a protein of 214 amino acids. Gene Ontology annotation, cellular component: endosome; Golgi apparatus. Gene Ontology annotation, molecular function: GTPase activity; GTP binding.
GAACUAGUGCUGAUCAAGGAAGAGGGGUAGAUAGGAGGGCUCUUGGGUGUCGUGGAACAUUUUCAUGAUUAUAUUUCGUUGCUUUUGGUUUCCCAUAAAUUACUCUGGAACUCCAGAAUUCUUUUAAUCCCUCGUCCCCAAAAGAAAACGCGUAAUCUGGUGGCCAAUCGUAACGUCACAGGCGUUCGAGUGCACUGGACGUCACAGUGUUAAUUAUUGCACAUUGGUGAUAUUAGAAAUCACGAGGGGAAAGGAGCAAAAUUCAGUCUAGAUAAUAAAAAAAACGUUGAGGAUCGAGCCAAAUACAGAAGUUUAAAAAUCUCCAGAGACAGUGGGGUCUCCAACAACAGUGAAGACAAGAGACAAUAGGAUUUGUUGUUUGUGUUUAGGAGUGCUUGGAGUGGCAUUUCAGUGCGUCACUAUUGCCAUGGCUAAUCGUGGGACGGUGGCCCAAAGGCCGAACGGAACACAAGGAAAAAUUUGUCAGUUUAAAUUGGUCUUACUUGGUGAAUCGGCUGUUGGAAAAUCAAGUUUGGUACUGAGGUUUGUCAAAGGACAAUUCCAUGAAUACCAAGAAAGUACAAUAGGAGCUGCAUUUCUAACACAGACAGUAUGUCUCGAUGAUACAACUGUCAAAUUUGAGAUAUGGGAUACAGCAGGCCAGGAGCGUUACCACAGUCUUGCCCCUAUGUAUUACCGCGGUGCUCAAGCAGCAAUUGUCGUUUACGACAUACAAAAUCAAGACACAUUCCUACGAGCCACGACUUGGGUAAAGGAACUUCAACGACAGGCGAGUCCCAGUAUAGUGAUAGCAUUGGCCGGCAAUAAAGCUGAUUUAGCAAACAAACGUAUGGUCGAUCAUGACGAGGCUCAAGCUUAUGCCGAUGAGAAUGGUCUUUUAUUCAUGGAGACGUCAGCGAAAACUGCGAUGAACGUUAACGACAUAUUCUUAGCGAUUGCUAAAAAACUCCCUAAAAAUGAACAAACGGGUAAUGCAAGCACGAGUGGCCAGGGUCGUCGGCUGGUGGAAUCGGAGGGACAAAAAACUACAGCGAGUAACUGCUGCAAGUGAUUGAACAAAUUCGUAGGUGUCGCUCUCAUCCACUUCAUAUCGAUUAACAUACACUGGACAUUCGAUAUCCUGGCAAACAUCCUUGGCCACUGGAUCCCCAUAUGAAUUUGUACGAGAUAACGAGCAUCGAAAAAAUCACAAAAAAAUAUUAACGAAAAAAGGAUAACAAAAAAAAUGUCAUAACCACUCGAAAUUAACCUAAUGAGCAGAGAGUUGUAGGUGGUAAUGAGAAUCGAGCGGAAACUAUUAAAUAUAGAGACAGCUAAGACGGAUUUAUAAUUAAUGAUUAAUUAAAAUUGAGAGAAACACUGUGAACUGAGUGAAGCAGGGCAUGGAGAGAGAGAGAGAGUUGUUGAGGAAAAAGUGUGUUUAUAUGCAGAAAAAAAACUCGUCCAAGGAUUCAUAAGGGAGAGAUAAACAACUUUCGAUGAAAUUCAUAAGACAAAACACCAGCCAGCAUGAAACCUAGAAGGAAUUAUGACCUCGAAAAACAGAAGAUGAAAAAAAACAAUUGUGUCACAAUGUAUCCGACGAUAUCGACCACGUUAAGAAAUAUCUGUUGGUGAGGAGAGAAAUUGAGAGAGAUAAAAUAUGAAACAGCUGAGAAAAAAAAGUCCCGUUUGUUAUUCUAGUAGUAAUGGACGGUGUUCGUUAUAAAUAUAUAAAUAUACUAUAUAUUAAACAAAUCAUAUAUCUCAUAUGGUUUAUGUAAGGAAAUAAUAAUAACAAUAAUUUGAUGAUAACUGGUAAAUGAUGAAUGAACUACUACGAUUCAAUGUGUAUGUUUAAAUAGGUUAUGGAUCGAAUCGACAAGUUGAUAAAAAAUUAAAAUUCAGCAUUAAUAAUGAAGACAUUUUGGCACGCAAAUUACAAAAAAAAAAGAGGACAUAAAACAUUCUUGUAAGAUAGUAGGGGCCAUUCCUGCUGCUAUAAUUAAAUACUAUAUAUUUUCUUCGUCAGAUUGUAAUGUGUAAUAAUAAUUAUAACUUUAAAAUAUAUUGUAUAUUAAUUCUAUUGAUCAA